Fukomys damarensis (Damara mole-rat) is the source of this 3649-nucleotide messenger RNA. It is a transcript of the gene Kif19, whose product is annotated as kinesin family member 19. Lineage: Eukaryota; Metazoa; Chordata; Mammalia; Rodentia; Bathyergidae. The record is from RefSeq and is a predicted model, not a curated record. The transcript has 21 exons. Gene Ontology annotation, biological process: microtubule-based movement. The coding region runs from base 815 to 3628 and encodes 937 amino acids. Gene Ontology annotation, molecular function: microtubule motor activity; ATP binding; microtubule binding.
GGGAAAAAAAAUAAAAGUACCCACCCAGAACUUGUAAGAAAAUGCAUGCCAAGCCCUUUGUGCAUUGCCUGGCAUACUCAGAGCUCCCCACAAAAGGCAGCUUUAUUCAGUAAAUGCCCCUUGAGCUAUGCCAUGUGCCAGCCAGGGUGGCAUUUAGAGGGCGCCCCAGAGGAUGCAGAGGAGGCUGCCAGGAUGCAGGCUGUCGUGGGCCCUCAGGGCUCCCCAGGGAAGGGGUUGGUGGCUGCCUCAGCAGAUGCACUGAGUGCCUGACUCACGUUCUAGAGGUUCCUGAGGGAGGAUGGAAGGUGAGACUCCGCUCUCCGACCCCGCACUUUGAUCUGAGAGCCACUGGCCAGGCCUGCCUUUCACCUCUUUGCCUUGCUUACCACCUCCUCUAGAAUAUUCACUCUCAGCUACCCGCUGCUCACCCUUCCCAACUGAACGCUGGAGCUAUCUCUUCCAGGCAGCCUUCUCACCGCACCUGGUGUGGCUGGAGUAGACGUCUCCUCCUACGGGCCUGCGCUCCCCUGGUUACGAAUGACCCAGGAGUGUCUGAAGCAGGACACCUGGCCUUGCUCUUCUCGCUCCUCAGGGCUGGCACCUGGAAGGUGCUCAGCAACUACGUAGACUGCUUUCCUUGGCACCGCUCUCCACCCAUCCUCCAGCUCAGCUCUGGUUCACCUGGUCAGGGGCACAAGGGCUCCACUGUGUGCCGGAGUGCACAGCUGGUUAAGACUUCUGCUUCCUGAGGUGUCACCUCACCUGGAGAUUUACAGAAGGGCCUUGCCAGCUCCAGGGCCAGCAAUGGGCACAGAUGGUGGUUCUCAUGGACCCAAUGGAGGACCCUGAUGACAUUCUGCGGGCGCACCGCUCCCGGGAGAAGUCCUACCUGUUUGAUGUGGCCUUUGACUUCACUUCCACCCAGGAGAUGGUGUACCAGGCCACCACCAAGGACCUCAUAGAAGGUGUCAUCUCAGGCUACAAUGCCACUGUCUUUGCCUAUGGCCCUACAGGCUGUGGGAAAACUUACACCAUGCUGGGUACUGAUCAUGAGCCGGGCAUCUAUGUUCGGACCCUCAAUGACCUCUUCCGUGCAAUCGAGGAGAGCAGCAGUGACGUGGAGUAUGAAGUAUCCAUGUCCUACCUGGAGAUCUACAAUGAGAUGAUCCGGGACCUGCUGAACCCCACCCUGGGGUACCUGGAGCUGAGGGAGGACUCCAAAGGAGUGAUCCAGGUUGCCGGAAUCACUGAGGUCUCCACUAUCAAUGCCAAUGAGGUCAUGCAGCUGUUGAUGAAGGGGAACCAGCAGAGGACCCAGGAGCCCACAGCUGCCAACCAGACAUCCUCGCGCUCCCACGCUGUACUGCAGGUGGCCGUGCGCCAGCGCAGCCGGAUCAAGAGCAUCGUGCAGGAGGUGCGGCUGGGCCGCCUGUUCAUGAUCGAUCUGGCCGGCUCUGAGCGCGCCUCCCAGACACAGAACCGCGGGCAGCGCAUGAAGGAGGGGGCCCACAUCAACCGCUCCCUACUGGCCCUGGGCAACUGCAUCAAUGCACUGAGUGACAAAGGCAGCAACAAGUAUGUCAACUAUCGGGACAGCAAGCUCACCCGGCUCCUCAAGGACUCACUGGGUGGAAAUAGCCGCACUGUGAUGAUCGCCCACAUCAGCCCAGCAAGCACAGCCUUUGAGGAGUCCCGGAAUACACUGACCUAUGCUGGCCGGGCCAAGAACAUUAAGACAAGGGUGAAACAGAACUUACUAACUGUUUCCUAUCACAUCGCCCAAUAUACUCAUAUUAUUCAGAGCCUGCGUAGGGAGAUCCAGCAACUGAGGGGAGAAAUUUACCAUCGGGCAGGGCAGGGCAGGGCCUGGCCCUGGGCCCGCCCCGAGCGAGGAGACAUCUGCCACAUGAAAGCAGCCGAAGUGCAGCUGCAGGCCGAAAUGAGGGCGCUGCAUGAGCAGCUCACCGGCACUUUUCAGCAGGAGAUGGAUGCACGCAGGCGUCUGGCGGAGCUGGAGAAGCGGGCCACGGAGGUCGAGCAUGAGAUUGAGGCCGUCUGCGGGUUGCUCACCACCGCUAGCUGGAAGCACAAGAAAUCCGGCAAAGGCCUGAAGUGUCAAGCGGAGCUGAGGAAGAAGUGCUCCGACUUGGGCAAUGACAUCCUAGAGCCACCUGAGGUGGCCUCAGCCCGGGAGAGCAUCCCCGCCCUUCUGGAGGAGCAGAAGAAGCUCCACAGGGAGAAGUUGGUACUGCAGCAGCACUGCCAGCAGGAGCUGCGCACCCGGUGCCAGCGCCUGGAGGAGAUGCUGCUUCGGCUCCUUGGCUCUGAGGAGCAGCGGGAGGUACUGAGUUUGCUGUACCAGCUACACAAAUCUGAGAUGGAAAACACCGAGGCGCAGUUUCACGCGCUGCUCCGCAUGUGCGACAAGAUCAUCAGGGGCCAGAAGCAUAUCAUUGACGAUCACAACCUGCCCGUCCCGCAGCACCUGGAGGACCUCUACUCAAUGUAUCACCUGGAGCAGGAGGAGUGUGGCCUAGAGCAAGUCACCAUCACCGACCUGGACCUCGGGGCCUCCAGGGCCAGGAAGGAUAGUUUCCUGCCCAAGAUAACCCGGGACGUGGAGAGGUUGAAUUCUGAAGGCAAAAUCACUACCCUACCCCACCUCACCACAGAGAGCUUCCACCCUAGGGGGCCGGACCUCAGUGCCACCAGUAGCCACUCAUCUUCUGCCAACCUUAGUAAAUUACACCAUGCGCGCACAGUCAGACCCCGGGCCUGGCCAGCAAAGAGCUCCUCUGUGCCCACCCCACCUCCCAUCCCGGUAGGCAGCCUGGUAACCCAGGAGGCCCCACCUGCAGAGAGCCUUGGCUACCACCUCACCUCUUCCCCCGAGAGUGAUAAAAGUCUACCUGCGAUCCCCUUGGCCCCAAAAGAGGGAAAGGAGACCCUGACCAGGUGCGUCUCAGCCAAGGCUGUCCAAGGGCUCUCACAGGCCCAGGCUGUAGAGGGGCGCCACCUGCUGGCAUCUGCCACAGAACGAAGCAGCCAGUCUCUGAAUUCACUAAACGAGGCUGAUGACGCUGGGCCACCCAAGCCCACACUGCAGCAUUCAGCCAGUGAGAACAAUCUGCCCAGAGGCACAGAUGAGAUCCCCUUCCAUUUGAUUGGGCAUCAUCAGGGUGAUGGCCCCAGGCCCUGUCUGGGUGGCCAGAAGAAAAACAUAAAGAAGAAAGAGGAGUCACUGGAGGAAAAGAUGAGGAAGCGGAGGUCCCUUGAGGUCACAGGGCAAGGGCUCUCCCGCCCCAAGACGACACAUGUCCCCCGUCCCCCGGAGAGCACCGGGGACCGCAGGGUGCCAGCAUACAGGCACCCAGUAGCUGGAAACCAGCAUCCAGGAAAAGGAAGUCUGCCUCUGGCCCAAAUCAGACCCCCUCCCAGCGAGGGCUCCGGCUCUGAGGACACUUUGCCCCUUAUCACCUGGAAAAAGACCUCAUCUGAAUGUGGAUCGGCUAUGACAGAUUCAACCAGCUCCCUUCCUCCUCCUCCCCAAAUCGCCCUCCUCUCCCCCUGGCUGGGGAAAGGGUUUUCCUCUACAUCCAAGGCCCCUCCCCAGGAAAGGCAGGGCUAGAGCAAGGUCCAGUUUGUGCCC